Drepanopeziza brunnea f. sp. 'multigermtubi' MB_m1 is the source of this 564-nucleotide messenger RNA. The record is from RefSeq and is a predicted model, not a curated record. Lineage: Eukaryota; Fungi; Ascomycota; Leotiomycetes; Helotiales; Drepanopezizaceae.
AUGAAGCUCAACAGCUUCAGCGUCGUUGGUAUCGUCUUAGCACCUGGUGCGUUUGCUUCCGCCCACGUUCCUAUCGGUGUAGACUUCCCAGCGUCAUUGGAUACCGCAGUCGCCGACCCCGUCACAAGAACCAAAUCAGCUACAGCGUUCUCCGUCUACCCAGAUCAUCUUCCUGACCCUUCCAAAGUUGAGAAGACAAUCAUCAUCGCCAUCCCAGGCCAGACCACGAUCACCUCUUACGAGAAGAGCUACACCACCAUCUCGGCAACCAACUUCAGUGCGGUCGUUUCCUCUAGCGCCUUAGGCUCUUCGAAUGCCUCUUUCUCCGCUCCUACGAUCUCGGUGACCCUCCCAGCUCUAACCUCCACUUCCACCCAUACCACUCACACCCCACACACCAACGCUACCUCGACUUCUGCCGUUACUACAAGAACCGAGGUCACUACGUCCAAGACAGUUUCCGUCCCAGUCUCUACAACCUCGGCUGCCGCUGCCGCUCCAAGCUUGGCUACCGCACUUGGACUCGGUGGUUUCAUUGGUGCUGCUAUGAUGGCCAUCUUGUAG